AUGGCUUCCCACGACGAAAAACAACAUAUAGAAACACCAAGUACCCAAGACCACAAGCUCAAACAAGCGCCCUCCAACGGCAGCAUCAUCCAAGGCACAAUAACUCACACCUCCCAACUCCACCGCAAGCUAGGUAACCGUCAAAUCCAGCUUAUCGCCAUAGGUGGCUCAAUCGGAACAGCGGUCUUCGUCUCCAUCGGCACUGGCCUCGCCCAUGGUGGCCCAGGAAGUCUUUUCCUCGCCUACACAUUAUACGCUGUCAUGGUAGGCCUUGUGAAUAACUGCAUGGCUGAGAUGGCGGUGCAGCAUCCGGUGUCUGGUGCUUUCAUUAGAAUGGCGGGACACUGGGUUGAUGAAGCCUUUGGGUUUAUGGUUGGGUGGAAUUUCUUCUUGUAUGAGGCUCUUUUAGUGCCGUUUGAGAUAUCGGCUCUAAAUGUUGUGCUUAAGUUUUGGAGGGAUGAUAUACCUGUCGCAGCUGUUGUUGCGGCUUGUAUUGUGCUUUAUGGUGUCAUCAACGUGGGUGCUGUGAAAUGGUUUGGCGAAGCUGAAUUCUGGCUCUCAAUCGGAAAAGUCAUCCUCUUCUUCAUCGUCUUCUUCUUCACCUUCAUCACGAUGGUCGGCGGUAAUCCUCAACACGAUGCAUACGGCUUCCGCUACUGGAGCAAUCCAGGCUCUUUCGCAGAGUAUUUAACAAACGGCGAUCUUGGAAGAUUUCAGGGGUUUCUCGGCUCCCUUUGGAUCGCCGCUUUCACCUGUGUUGGCCCUGAGUAUGUCUCUAUGAUCGCUGGAGAAGCCAAGUUACCGCGCGUUUAUCUCAAGAAUGCCUUCAAAACCACAUACAUCCGGUUCGGUAUCUUCUUCAUCUUGUCAUCUCUCUGCGUGGGCAUAAUUCUUCCUUAUAAUGAUCCUACCCUUGUUGGUGUCGUUAGCGGGGGUGACGGUGCUGGAACAGGAGCUGCUUCUCCAUACGUUAUCGCCAUGGGGAAUCUUGGAAUACGAGUUCUUCCUCAUGUCGUGAAUGGGCUUCUCGUCUCAAGUAUCUUCUCGGCUGGCAACGCCCUGACAUACUACGGCACCCGGUCUCUUUACGGUCUGGCUCUUGAGGGACAAGCCCCAAAAUUCCUACUCAAAUGCACAUCCUUCGGUCUCCCCGUUUACUGUCUAGGAAUCGUCAUGCUGUUCCCGUUUCUAGCUUUUUUGGCCGUCUCAAACGACUCCGUUGUUGUCCUCACCUGGCUCACCAACAUCAUCACCGCCGCUCAGAUCAUCGACCAUAUCGUGAUCUCAAUUACGUACAUUUACUUCUACCGAGCUUGUAAAACACAGGGUAUCGACCGAAAGACACUCCCUUACUGUGGCUGGUUCCAGCCCUACAGCGCUUAUAUCUCAGCCGCGUUCCUCACAUGUGUUGUCUGCUGCUAUGGAUACAGCGUAUUCCUGCCUGGCAGCUUCACCAUUAGUGGCUUCUUCACUUAUUACACAAUGGUUCUUGUUGCGCCCAUCACCUUUUUCGGUUGGAAGUUUGCCAAGAAAACAAAAUUCAUCAAGGCAUCCGAGGCUGAUCUUGUCUGGGAGAGACCCUUGAUCGAUGCGUAUGAAGCGACCUUUGAGGAGGUGCCUGUGGGCUUCUGGACGGAAAUCAUCCAGAUGUUUGGCCUUAAGAGGAACAAGCAGAGUGGCACAGCAUGA
This is a messenger RNA of Fusarium redolens, 1689 nucleotides long. RefSeq names its product amino acid permease/ SLC12A domain-containing protein. NCBI's taxonomy places the organism in Eukaryota, Fungi, Ascomycota, Sordariomycetes, Hypocreales, Nectriaceae. Gene Ontology annotation, cellular component: membrane. Gene Ontology annotation, biological process: amino acid transmembrane transport. The record is from RefSeq and is a predicted model, not a curated record. The coding region runs from base 1 to 1689 and encodes 562 amino acids. Gene Ontology annotation, molecular function: amino acid transmembrane transporter activity. The transcript has 2 exons.